Klebsormidium nitens is the source of this 5133-nucleotide messenger RNA. The record is from the annotation of a GenBank genome assembly. Lineage: Eukaryota; Viridiplantae; Streptophyta; Klebsormidiophyceae; Klebsormidiales; Klebsormidiaceae.
AUAUCUGAUACCCGAAAUCAAUGGGCCAUGGCGGUUGGGGGAGCUAUGCAGCCGAUGCUAGGGGGUUGAGGGGUUCACGAAUCCACAUUGGGAAAAGACAAACGACUCCUUUUUUGGCAACGUUGGAAAGUGUUGGAUCAUCAAUGGAUGGCGAAGAAGAAGCCCAUAUUCAAUAUGAUAUUGACAUCUUGUUGAGGAAAGAGAUAUGCCGGACAUGUCUACUUUGACGGUCUAGCUUGUUGGUCGGCAGAGCGGACUACUCAUCACCGUGGUGGAGAGGAGUGGCUACAAUUGGUGGCAAUGGAGUUGCUUUGUUCUCUUGGGUUGCCGGACAGCAGCGUAGUAUUGCACAGGAAUGGUGAUGUUGAGGGGCUCGAAAAGUGAUAUUUGCAUGGUAGCUGCACACAAGCAGCUCAAGAAAACCUGGCGUUGAAUGAAACACAACGAUGUUGUAUUGGAUUGGAAAACACGGACCGGUGAGAAAAUCGAGGAAGAUGAUCUGUUCAUCUAGCAUUCUCAUUGCUUCACAAGGAGGAAGUCAACAAACUGUUAUGCCUUCAUAUCGCAGCCAUCAGUGAGCCCUGAAUUGUGAUUAGGCUCCAGCUCACUACCCUUUUCAGUCCCUUAGCUGGAACCCCUUCGCUAGCUUCACUCUAGCUGCAUCCGUUAGCACGAAGAUGAAGCACGGCAAUGCCAAGCUUCGAGGGGUUGCAGAAUUGGAGACAGGCGCUGAAGAUGAGGGGCUCGGCUUCUCAACUGGGGGGGGGAAAUCAGCAACUGAGGAAGGGGGGGAGUCCAAGAGGCGGCCACCGAGAUACACCGUGCUCAUUACAAGGCUGGCAAUCAUGACACUCUUCGCGGUGACAGUCACCCUCCUGAGUAUCUUCACAUGGUUCUGGACGUCGCAGAGCACGAAGCAGGCAGCAAACAGCCUGGGAGACUCCCUAAGGCACAAUAUUUUAAACGGGUCAGUGGUUCACAUGACCCGCAUCCUGUCAGACCAGCAGUCGGCACUGAACGUCACGGUCAAUGCGGCGAUGUAUCAGCAUCAGCUGACUGGGGAGGUUUUGGGGAGCGAUAUGCGCCGCGAGGUCUGGGGUGUUGUCGCUAACCGAAACUACGCUUUUACCAGCUCCACCGUCCUUGCCUCGGCCUAUUUCCAGUCGCUGAAUCCGGGUCAACCUCCUCAAGAGUCGUUUGUGAAUAUCAGCUACUCACCGGAGGAGACACCGACGAUCUACAACGUGUCGCUCGAUGCGUACGGCAACCGCAUCGGCCCGGUCGGGGUUUUGACCACCGACCUCGACCCCCGUCAACGGGACUACUACCUCGGAGCCCAGAACUUGUCUACCGGUCAGGUGCAUUGGAGCCUUUACUACUCCGCCCGAAGCUUCCCGGUCCUGUCGGCUUCUACGCCCCUGAGAGAUGGGACCGGAGACUUCCUCGGAGUGAAGAUUGUCAUCCAGCAGCUUGGUUCCGUCAGCAACUUCGUGACCAACAUGUGGGACAUGCGAGGAGGCAUGAUUUUCUUCAUGACGUCAGACGGCUUCCUCCUUGCGUCAUCCGGACCCCGGGAGGAUUUUCUGAACAAUUACGAACUGGGCGGCCGCCUAAGACGUGCCACUGAAUCCACGUGCCCCCUCAUCCGUUCGACUGACCACUUUCUGAUGAAAGAAUUUGGCAUGCCCGGGCUGCUCUCCGGUCCGAUUCGGGUGGGGGACGUGCAGCUCGAGGGGCAGAAAUACUACGUCGAUACGGUGCCAAUCGAGAACGGCAAUCUGCAAAUGGUGGCGGUGCUCGCAAUCCCCAGGGAGAGCAUCAUGGGGAGCAUCGACAACCGAAGCCGCGUCACCGCAAUCAUGCUCUGCUGUCUAUCUUCGGCGGCGUUUUUGAUCGGGUGCGUGCUUGUGUUCCUCUUCACGAAACGCGUGUCCACUGAAGUCAAGCUCAAAGCGGAACUGGAAGAAGCCAAGCAGCGCGCAGAAGCACACAGCAAGGCCAAGAGCAUGUUUCUGAGCAACGUGUCCCACGAGCUGCGGACGCCCAUGGCCGGCAUCCUGGGCCUGCUGGACCUGCUGUCCGCGGACGAGAUGCUGCCCGAACAAGCGACAAAUGUGGACCAGAUUCGACAGUGUGCCACGUAUCUGCUGGGGCUCCUAAACAAUCUGCUGGACCUUGGCAAAAUCGAGGCCGGCAAGCUUGAGCUCGAAAGCGCCGACUUCGACUUGGUCGCCGAGCUCGAGUCCCUGGUCGACAUGUUCGCCGUCCAGUGCACCGCCCAGGGCAUUGAAAUUGGCCUGGAGCUACCGGGGGAGAUGAACCGACUUGUCAAGGGCGACCAGACGCGCCUGCGCCAGAUCGUCGUGAACCUGCUGUCCAACGCCAUCAAGUUUUCCUCCCCUGGGGGGCAUGUGUUGGUCAGGGCUUCGCCUAAUUCAUCCUCCGGAUCGCUCCGCACGUCCGCAUCGGAUGCCGCUGACGCCGUCCGCAGCUCUCGCGAAAGCGGCAGCCUCUUCUCCCCCCGCUUUUCCUUCCGGGCAAAGGAACCGUCCGAAGCGUCCGAACGAUCCCCACCGUCCAGACCGUCCGAACGGUCCCCACCGCUUAUACCGUCCGAACGGUCCCAACCGUCCAAAGCGUUCGAACGGUCCUCACCGCUCAAGGGGUCCGAACGGUCUUCACCGUCCACUUCCGGAGCUUUUGAAAGAAAGCAAGCAACUAGGCUGUGGUACACUUUCGAGGUCGAGGACGACGGAAUCGGGAUCCCUCCUGAGAAGCGGGAAAUGGUCUUUGAGAACUUUGCGCAAGCAGAUUCGUCCACAACGCGACUGCAUGGGGGCACUGGGCUAGGGUUGGCCAUUGUGCGGUCGCUAGUCCACAUGAUGGAGGGUGACAUCAGCGUCGUGGACAAGGAUGGCCCCGGGACCCUCAUCCGCUUCCAGGUCUCAUUUGAGGCCACCUGUGCGGACGCUGCGGGCGCGCCCGAAGGUGCACAAAGCUGUCCGAUUGCGUCCGCAACCGAACCGGUCUGCAGGGGCGGCAACGUUCUGCUGGCGAUGCCUGAAGCGCUCGGCCGGGGGAUAGCAGAGAGGUACUUGCGGAAGGAAGGCUUCGACGUCCGCACCGCCACCACGUGGGCUGACGUCAUCCCUCAAGCUGAGCAGCUGAUAGCCCCUGGCAACAUUUCGAACUUAGUUGGCGUCGCGGCUGCGCACGCUGAGAACGGUCUGAAACAUUCAAGCCGCCCAGAGGAUUCGUAUGGCGGCCAUAUAUCGUCAGCCGGUGCGGAGUGCGAACUUGGCGCGAGCGGACACAUCGUGAUUGAUAUGGAGACUGCGGAAGGAGGACCCGAAGGCGGUGCGGAACACGGCACGUGCCCGACGCUGGUCAUCAUCGACGUCAGCACUGUCCCGAGCCCUGCUGGCCCUAAAGAGCUGGGGGAGUGCUUGCGCCAACUAGAGCGGAUACAGCCUCGAGCGGUGGUCGCCUGGCUGGUGUCAAGUGAUACGCCAGUCUCGGUUCGACAGAUGCUCAAGGCGUCCUCACCCGUGGCCAACAAGCCGCUGUACGCCUCUCGGCUGUCCGAACUUCUCCUCGCCAUGACAUCACAUGGUGGCGAGCUCCUGACGUCCGAGAUGACGUCAGCAGCUUGCGGCCUUCAGACCUGUGAACAUGUAGCGUCAGACGUGUCUCCCGCGAGGCCUUCCAACCAGCUCACGUCAGCGGGGACCCAAUCUCCGGCAACCAAACAGGUUGUCAAACUCGAUGGGGGCGGAUUCCGUACGUCCGAACCAUUGACGUCACACGCGGCCCAAGCUUGGACGUCCGGCAAAAAGACGGAACCGAAUAAAGUAGAGAAUUUAGUCUCCAGCGAAAAGAGCGCAGCGCACCAAAUAAAGUCUCCAGGAACGGAGCCCGCGGUUGGAAGGAACGAUAACGCAGAUCAAAUAAUUAGAUCUCUCGACCGCGCGCUUCACGAAAGCCAGCCCGCAGCCACUUGCCGGGCCGCGCUUUCGUCACCAGUGACGUCAACGGUGACGUUAGAGCAGGCAACAGGUUCCGCACCAGGUAUAUCAAUGGCCUCGAGAUCAGGUUCGGGGCGCGCAACAGCUGCACCGAUCAGCAGUCAAUCGACGGUUAGGAAUGAACCAGACAUUUCAGUAAUAGAUAGAACUAGAGCGCCGAGAGGAGUUGGUGAGCAGCAGUCGAACGAAGGCGGGUCUCCGAAGCUGCCGUUGGCGGGUCUGCGGAUACUGGUAGCGGAGGACACGCCGAUCCUGCAGAAACUUGCGGUGAAAACCCUGUCAAAGUUGGGCGCCAGCGUGCACGCCGUGGGAGACGGCCAACAGGCGUCCGACGCGGUCGCUGGAGCAAACUGCGCGGCGGAACGGGUUUCGCACGGCGGAACGGACGGACUAAGCGUCGAGCGGCCGUUCGACGUCGUCCUGAUGGACUGCCAGAUGCCUGUUAUGGACGGAUACGAAGCGACGCGGGCCAUUCGGCAAGCCGAGGAAGGCACGGGAAAAUACACGCCGAUCAUUGCGCUGACGGCACAUGCCAUGGCCUCGGACAGAGAUAAGUGCUUGGCUGUGGGAAUGGACUCGUACCUUGCAAAGCCCAUCCAGCAAAAAGAGCUUGUUGCGGCCAUCAAAUCGAUAGUUGCCACGAACAGCCCAAAAUAAACCAGAGCAAGCAGAAUGAUCGGAUUAGAGUCUUAAAGCGGUAGUAAGGUGUAACAUAUACAGGUGAUCAAAAAGAGGUUGUAGGCGUCGAUAAAAAGUGGGUGGAUAUCUCAAAAGGUCUGACAGACACAAAGGUCCGAGCAUAAUGAAGUUUUUAUUUAGCCUGACAACAGGACAAUAGUAAGCCCAGGUUUUGACUAUCGUGAAGAGGUUGAAUGAUUGGAAUAGCCGGGCCGUACAGAGGACUAGCCGGGUGGCACUCACCAAUCUGCGCAAAAGUAUUUGGCCGGGCAGCCACCCUUGAAGGUAAUUGACUCAGAUGAUUAAAACGGGCGGAGCGCAUAAGCUCAUUUGAGAACUAUGCAAUAUAGCUUUGACUCGCUCAAUAAGAAAUAAGAUACUAGAUAGUGCUUCAUUUUUUAGUGGUCCGACGCCUUUCAAUGAAGAAGCU